This is a messenger RNA of Didymodactylos carnosus, 1105 nucleotides long. NCBI's taxonomy places the organism in Eukaryota, Metazoa, Rotifera, Eurotatoria, Philodinida, Philodinidae. The record is from the annotation of a GenBank genome assembly.
AAAUGCUCUCAACAAUGUGCAUUUACGAACUGACCGAAUCAAACGAACUGGAGUGUUUUCAUUUUCAUGGUAUGAAAGUGUUAAAACAAUAGUUUGCACGGUGCGAAGUGCAUUUCGUUUUUGAACACCUUGGCCACACAAUUGAAAAUUUUGCGUUCUUCAUUCAAAGCGAUUUAAACGUUUUCGAAGGUGUUUGUUUUCGCCUACAUACGUACAGUCAUUUCGAAACAUUUCUUGUCUACUUUGAAGUAUGAGCAGCAUUCUUUUCUCAGACUGUUUAUGCUGUAUCUAAUAUUUAAAUAACUUGAAGUGAGGUUCUUUUUAGCAUUUAAGGAACUCCAACCUAGUAAAAAUGAUUUUUUGAUCAUUCUAGAAAGACAGAUCAGCCUAUUUUCUUCAAAACGAGACAUCGUCGUCAGUUUUAGUACGUAUUGUUCCGAAGAUACAUCCUUCUUUAUUUCUUGUGUAAACUACUGGCAACCAUUCAUAAUGUAUAGAAGUUUUUGUCGUCCUUAUCAACCAUUUCCAAAGAAGAAAUCAAUUCGAAGCCAGUGAAAAUCUUUGUUUUUGUUAUUCGUGUAAUUUGUGUAUCUAUAUGUUUGUUAAGAUAAUUAAUAUAUUUUUCUUUACCGUAUUUUUGUUUAAUAAUAACAAUAAAAAUGUUUGGUCAGCUUAUAAUCAAAAUUUAAAUUUUCCCUAUGAGAUAACAUUUAAUGAGCCAAUUGAUUAUCGAACAAUUAUUGAACCAUUUAUUCGAUUAAUUAUGGGUUAUACAACUGUAUCUAUCGAACCAAAAGAAUUUUAUUGGUUUGCCUGGGAUAUAACAAAAAAACCGUGUCGCCUCGUUAGUUUAAUAGAAGCUCAACAAUUUAAUAUUGGUGAUGGUGAAGGAAAUAAAUUAUAUCUAAAUCAUGUUGUAACACAGCCAAAAUAUGAACAUCAGAAAAUAGCUUCAACACUCUUAGAAAGAGUAGAACAAUAUGCAUGGACAAAUAAUUUUAAUGUUAUUGAAUUAUAUGCACCAGAUGAUAAACGUUUAUAUAGAAAAUACGGUUAUAAAUUAAAAAGUCAAACUGGUGAUCAAAUGUUUAAGAAAAAAUCCUAA